Messenger RNA from Meloidogyne enterolobii, 234 nucleotides. The record is from the annotation of a GenBank genome assembly. Lineage: Eukaryota; Metazoa; Nematoda; Chromadorea; Rhabditida; Meloidogynidae.
AUGCAUUUUGGUCUUGUAAAUCAAAAUGCAAAAAAAUUCGUUGGUUAUGUUGUAAAGGAUGGGACAAUUUUUAACGAGAAUAAUGAAAGAUGCAAACUUUCAACAUAUUCUUUUGAUAAUAAUGACAUUUUUGGUUGUGGAUUAGUUUAUCCUCCAACUAAAAAAUUAACCGAAGGAGAAUUUCCUUAUAUUUUCUUUACUCAAAAUGGAAAACAAAUUGGUAAAUAUAUUUAA